AUGUCAGGGGAGCCCGUUCCCGCUUCCAGCUACAGUUUUAUUCUGAGCAUUAGUGAAGAGGAAGCCAGGGUGAAGGCUUUGAACGAGUACCUGAGCACUCGUAGUUAUAUCCAGGGGUUCACAUUUUCACAUGCAGAUGUGGAGGUAUUCAGAAAGUUUUCGGGGCCACCUGUGGACCAGUAUAUCCAUGUUGUCCGGUGGUACAGACACAUAGAAGCAAUCUAUGAUGGCAGCAGUGAAAAAAAUGAGCCUUGUAAACUUCAAACAAGUAAAGGUAAGCGUGUGCAGCCCCCCUGGUCUCCCCCUGAAGGGACAAAACAUUCUAGGCUCUGCCUCUACAACAGCCUGACUCGCAAUAAGGAAGUAUUUCAGCCUCAGAAUGGAAAAAAGGUCUUGUGGUAUUGCUGUGGACCGACAGUUUAUGAUGCUUCUCACAUGGGACAUGCCAGGUCAUACAUCUCAUUUGAUAUCCUGAGAAGAAUCUUGAGGGAUUAUUUUAAAUAUGACAUUUUCUAUUGUAUGAAUAUUACAGAUAUUGAUGAUAAGAUCAUCAAGAGAGCAAGACAAAAUUACCUUUUUGAACGGUAUAGAGAGAACAAAUCAGCACCAGAUCAGCUACUUGAAGAUGUUAAAACUGCCUCAGAGCUCUUUUCAGUUAAAUUAAAUGAGACAACAGACCCAGAUAAAAAGCAAAUGUUGGAAAGAAUUCAAAAUGCAGUGAAGUCUGCUUUUGACCCUCUACAAGAAGCUGUGGAAGCGAAACUCCCUGCAGAAGAGAUCAACAGAUGUCACGAGAUACUGUUGGAAGAAGCCAAGGAUUUGCUGUCUGACUGGUUGGACACAAAAUUUGGCAGUCAGGUGACUGACAAUUCCAUAUUCUCAAAGCUCCCCAAAUUCUGGGAAGGGGAAUUUCAUAAAGAUAUGGAAGCACUCAAUGUUUUACCUCCAGAUGUUUUAACACGGGUUAGCGAAUAUGUGCCAGAAAUUGUGGAUUUUGUGAGAAAGAUUGUGGAUAAUGGUUAUGGGUAUGUGUCCAAUGGGUCUGUAUACUUUGAUACCAUGAAGUUUGAUUCUAGUGAAAAACACUCCUAUGCUAAGUUGGUUCCUGAAGCUGUAGGUGAUCAAAAAGCUCUUCAAGAGGGUGAAGGUGACCUGAGCAUCUCAGCUGAUCGCUUAAGUGAGAAGCAUUCUCCAAACGAUUUUGCUCUGUGGAAAUCCUCCAAGCCAGGCGAGCCCUCAUGGGACUCUCCAUGGGGAAAGGGUCGUCCAGGUUGGCACAUUGAAUGUUCCGCAAUGGCUGGAUCCAUUCUAGGAGAGUCAAUGGAUAUUCAUGGAGGAGGAUUUGAUCUCCGAUUUCCCCACCAUGACAAUGAACUGGCACAGUCUGAGGCAUACUUUGAAAAUGAUCACUGGGUUCGGUAUUUUCUGCAUACUGGCCACUUAACAAUUGCUGGCUGUAAAAUGUCCAAAUCUUUGAAGAAUUUCAUUACCAUAAAAGAUGCACUGAAGAAACAUACAGCACGACAGUUACGGUUGGCUUUCCUCAUGCACUCUUGGAAGGAUACACUGGAUUAUUCAAAUAAUACCAUGGAAUCAGCUAUUCAGUAUGAGAAGUUUAUGAAUGAGUUCUUUUUAAAUGUGAAGGAUAUUCUUCGAGCUCCCACUGAUGUGACAGGCCAGUUUCAGAAAUGGGAAAAUCAGGAAGCAGACCUGAACAAAAAUUUUUACGACAAGAAGGCAGCAAUUCAUGAAGCACUGUGUGACAAUAUUGACACUCGCUCUGUCUUAGAAGAAAUGCGUUCGUUAGUCAGUCAGAGUAACUCCUAUAUUGCUGCAAAGAAAUCUUCCAGACAAAUGCCAAACAGACUUCUUUUAGAAAACAUCAGUUCCUAUCUCACUCAAAUGCUAAAGAUUUUUGGUGCCAUAGAAAGUGAUGACGCAAUUGGUUUUCCUGUUGGAGGGAAUAGUCAAAACAUAAAUAUUGAAUCUACAGUGAUGCCAUACCUGCAAGUUCUUUCUGAGUUCAGAGAAGGAGUACGACAGAUUGCCAGAGAGAGGAAAGUAACUGAAGUGCUGCAGUUGAGUGAUGCUCUUCGAGAUGACAUCCUUCCUGAACUUGGUGUUCGAUUUGAAGAUCAUGAAGGACUUCCAACUGUGGUUAAAUUAGUGGAUAAGGACACGUUAUUGAAAGAAAGAGAAGAAAAGAAAAAGGUUGAAGAAGAGAAAAAAAGGAAGAAAGAAGAAGCAGCCAGGAAAAAACAAGAGCAGGAAGCAGCAAAGCUGGCGAAAAUGAAGAUUCCACCGCAUGAAAUGUUUAAAUCAGAACAUGACAAAUAUUCCAUGUUUGAUGAAAACGGAUUUCCCACCCAUGACACAGAAGGCAAAGAACUCAGCAAAGGACAAAUUAAGAAGCUAAAGAAACUUUAUGAAACCCAAGAAAAGCUAUACAAAGAGUAUCUACAAAUGAUUCAGAACGGAAGUGCAAAUUGAAAACAACAGGACUUUUUUUUUUAGAAGGCGAGUGCUGGGUCACCAUUGAAGAAGUGAGCAUAUACCAAUGCUCAAAUUUCUGUUUACACUUUCUACUAUGUGCAAAGUAAAAAUACUGUUUACGUAGAUUAAUAAUGUCAUCUGGAAAGUCAAUAAAAAUCCAUUCUUUAAAAAAGCCAACCUGUAAGAAGUUUCUUCGCAACAACAGUAGCAAGUUGAACGGUUGCCAGUUGGAUUUGGGAAGGUGCUGCUCAGUCAGCAAAUCCACAUAAGGAUUCUUGUUUAUUAUAGCUGUCCAGGCUUUGGUUAAUUUGUCCUGCAUUCUGAUCUCUAUCUAAAGCCCACUGUAGCUUGCAUUCUGGAAUAUGUCACAGUCAGCAAAAUUUACUACUAAAUGGGAGCUGAGUAAUUUGUCCCACAGUAAGAACAGUAUUUUCCAGAUGACUUCAGUAUCUUUAUAUAAGCAGGAAAAACUGGGUAGUUCCACUAUGAUACUUACUCUAGCUGCUGUUACUAAAAACUCUCGUAAGUCUACCCAGAACACUUUGCGUCGUAGAAGCUCAGUCCCUUCGUUGCAAAAGGGAACAGAUCAUCACCUUUGCUCAACGUGCAGUUGCAAUCAAGAGGGUAAGUACAAGGCAGAU
Messenger RNA from Nipponia nippon (crested ibis), 3134 nucleotides. Lineage: Eukaryota; Metazoa; Chordata; Aves; Pelecaniformes; Threskiornithidae. The record is from RefSeq and is a predicted model, not a curated record.